Molecule: messenger RNA, 14512 nt
Organism: Coregonus sp. 'balchen'
Lineage: Eukaryota; Metazoa; Chordata; Actinopteri; Salmoniformes; Salmonidae
Source: the annotation of a GenBank genome assembly
AUGUCAAACUUUCAAUCCAAUAGGAAAGCUGCUCUCUACAAACUCAAACUUUCAUUGGCGGACCAAGCCUCCCGGUGAAGAAAAGUUUUGGAAGUCCGGCCCAUGAUUGUCUGGAUUGAAAUGUAAGCCUGUCUCCCCUGCCAUCAGGAAACACAUCGCGGAUUUCUCCUUCUAGCAGCUAUCCUUGUUCGGUUAUCGCAGUAGCCUAACCGUGGCGUACGAGAGCGAGGAUUUGUGCUCCCCUAGACAGGUUUCCAGACACCAGCUAAACUGGACGCGGAACUGGACGGAAGGUAUAACUCCGAGAUCCCAAUAAUAAUUUGCGGACUAAACGCAAUGGGUAAGUUUAUAUGGAAACAUUGUGUGCCGAUGAUUGAGUUAGUCUAUAACAGGCAUUCCUACCUCGUUCAAGGAACGAAUUAUACCUACAUUCUAAUGAUUCGAUUAUGAUUAGCCUAUGUUGCUUGUAUGGCGAUUGUAUGGAUACACGGAAUAGUAUUUUUGCGCUUCAGUUGGUUUUUACGAAGGAUUUUCCAAUGACCAUUAUUAGUAGCCGAUUGGUAAAACUAGCCUAUAGCAUAGACAUGCGUAAAACACAUUUGUACUGCAACUGUAUCUUUAAAUUAAAAUACAAUGGUAUUACAAUGUAGCAGUAUGUUAUGCACAAACUGAAAAAUGUGCGGGGUUUUUAUGAGCAGGGGGUAGGUAGCCUAAUGGUGAGACAUGUUUUUAUUUUCAUCACGCGCUAAAUUGGGUUUUACGCAUCUGUUUUGAGUGCAUUAUAAAGAUAUAUAUAUAUAUAUAUAUAUAUAUAUAUAUAUAUAUAUAUAUAUAUAUAUAUAUAUAUAUAUAUUCUAUAUACAUCCCAAUACAUUUAAGACAAUCUCAUAUGCUGUAAAUAAGCAUUUAAUUCGUCCUUAACCGGGUGGAAACGACAUUGCAGACCGCAUUAGCAUGUAGGCAUGAUUAACAACACUAGUCAUAAUAGGGCCUUGUUGUGAUUACAGACUACUACAGCUACACGUUGUCUAACUUAAGAUGUGUGUUUCAUUUAGCUGUCUCUGUAUAUGUUUCCAUGACACCAGAGCCAGCCUUCGGAGAGGUGAAUCAGCUCGGCGGUGUUUUCGUCAACGGCAGACCGCUACCCAACGCCAUCCGGCUGCGGAUUGUAGAACUCGCUCAGCUAGGCAUCAGGCCUUGCGACAUCAGCAGACAACUCCGGGUCUCCCACGGCUGCGUCAGCAAGAUACUGGCCCGGUACAACGAGACUGGCUCUAUACUCCCGGGAGCGAUCGGUGGCAGCAAGCCACGGGUCACCACGCCAUCAGUGGUCAAGCACAUACGGACAUACAAGCAGAGGGACCCGGGUAUUUUCGCAUGGGAGAUCCGGGACAGGCUACUGGCUGACGGCGUUUGUGACAAAUUUAAUCUACCAUCUGUGAGCUCCAUCAGUCGGAUCCUCCGCAACAAGAUUGGCAAUCUGUCCCAGCAGAGUCAGUAUGAGUCCAGCAAGCAGUCGUCUCACCCACCACCUCAACCAACGCUACCAUACAACCACAUAUACUCGUAUCCGACCCCCAUCGGAGCAUCUGGGACCAAAGUACCGACUCCCCCGGGCAUGCACUCCCUCCCUGGACACAUGGCUAUGCACAGGAUAUGGCCCUCAUCGCACUCGGUAACAGAUAUUCUGGGGAUUCGGUCGAUAACUGAGCAACAAAGUAAGCAUGAUUUUUACUUUGGUACAUGGGUAAAGAAAUUGCAUUUGUUAAUAGUUAAAAUUCAUAGGAAAACGCAUGGGUCAGCAGGGGAUGCGUGUGCGUACUUGCGUGUGUACGUGCGUGUAGUGGGCCUUGUCGCAAGGUAGGCAGAUGUGUAACUUUUAAAAUUUUGAGUUAGGCAGUUUUUAUCAGGAUCAUUAUUCAAUAUUAUGAGCAAUGCACAUAGGUAUAACAGUAUGUGUGCAUUAAGGCCUACUAAUAACAGAUAAAAGAUAAACAACUUUUCUCAAUAAAAGAGUGACUCUUCUGGAACGAACUGCGAACAUAAAUUGGCUUUCUAAGUUAGUGAUGUGUUAUUUGCCAGAAUCGGUGAGUGCAUGUAUUAGUAACGUUUAGUUCCUAGUUCAAACGGUUGCAUUAAAACAGAUGGUUGAAGGAAGGCUUGGGGCGGAUGUGGAAUAUUAGUGGGAUAACGAAGGGAAGGCGCAGCGGUGCACGAGGAGAUGAACUCAAAUCAAAAUGAGGUGUUCAAAGCUUUGCCCUGCCAUGUCUUGCAGCCAUACAUUUGUCCUUGCCUUACUUCAAAAUACACACCCCUGCAAUGCAGUUUCACACGCUUUUAGCCUAUCAUACUGCUUCAAUAGGCUAUACGGGGCUACAUUGAACUAGGCUACUGAAGGCCUGUGUUGUUGCGUAAAGACCCUAUCUAAGUUUAGAGAACUUGUUUUUGUUAGUUACAGUCAUGAUUGGAAAGUUCGUUUUCACUAUGUUACCACAAAUACUAUUCUGUUUUGGAAACAAUGUAGCCUAAAUAAAUAUGACCUCCAUAAAUAAUAAUAAAUGACUUUUCUUGUGAAUAAGAUUUUUAAGGACAACGUUUUUUUGUUUUAGCAAAGAGAGUGUUAGAUGUCAGUCGACCGCCUAUGCGCUUGUCAUAACCGUUCUUCUGUCAGAAGUUAGAACGCUCUCGGGUCUCACCGCCUUGUAGAUAGAAACAUGCCACUCUCCUUAGAGCUUGUAUAGUAGACCUCUUUAGAUCCGGGAGGCCGCGGCCAUUCCAUGUCUUAACUUAACUCCAACAAUCAAACAACAAGGCUUCGCCACUCAAACGCAGCGCAGAUCUUCAAGCCGAACAAGAAAUCCCGGGGAGGAAUGUGUUCUCAAAGGAUGCCUUUAUAAACAAUUUAUGCAUUUCCAAAUUAUUAGCAGAUGUUUGCGGCAGGUUUUGAAAGUCGAAAUAAGUAUAAUGUACACUGAAUGACGUGAGGUCUUUUAGCGCCACAAUCACCUCGACAGGUUUUCAUUUUUUUUUUUUUACCUGACUAUGAUAUGGCCUAUUAUAGAUAUGCUGUUGGGUUUACAUUACAACAUGGAGGGAAUACUCAAUACAGUAAGCCUAUUCUAAGACGAAGAGCGUAAAAAAAUAUCACUAAGACGCAAAUGGCGAGCACAGGCCUCAUGCGUAAAACUAUAGGCUUAGCGUAAAACUAUAGGCUAUGCGUAAAAACUAUACGCUUAACGUAAAGAUGCGUAAAACAUAAUAUGAGUUGCAUUUGAAAUAUGUCGAUAUUUGGAAAGGCAUUGGUCAUCAAAUGGCACUGUCACACACACACACACUACGCCACGCCACGCCAGGCCACGCCUACCGUGCCAUCAAGAAAGUGAGAUAACAUUCAUCCUCCCUCGAAAAAACUUAAGACAGCUUUGUCAGCGAAGGAUUAUUCAAGAAAAAGACCCCCCAAAAGACUCAAACCUUUUAGACGUACAACAAAUAUUUCAUAAAUGUCUAUAUGCACAAAAUAGACAACUACAAGUACAACUUGAUUUGAUGAAAGAAAGUAAAGUGGGUUGAGAAAGAAAAUAAUCGACUCAGUGGUCUUCUCAAGUUACAACACUUGUGGGCUUGCUUUUCUUAUUCUAAACGUUGGGAACCGUGUAUAAUACAAUAUCCAUCACGUUCAAAGCGGAAACGGUUCAAGUAAAUCUAAUUUGUCCCCACAGGAAGACGGGCUUGGUUAAAUGUUCCUGACAAUUACACGAAAGAAUCGUCUUACUGCAUUCCUUUUAGCAAUGAGCUGCUUCGGUAUGAUCAGUAGGCUAAUGCAAAGCCACACACAUAUACGGGUUUUCCAGGGUUCUGAGGAAUUACUUCAGACCAUGUAAAUAGAGAAAUGACUAGGGCUAGGCGCCCUCUGCAGUAGGCCUAAUUCAGAUUUGUCUAUACAGAUGCAAAAACGGAUUUUAAGACAACCAUAGCCCUAGCCAUUUCUCUAUUUACGUGGUCGGAUCUGAAGUAAUUCCUCGCAAAUGAUGAUCGUUACCAUUUCAAGUAUUUUCCGUAUUUUUGCUAAAAAGCUGUAUAGUUAUUAAGGUGAGAUGAAUGCCUACAAUAGAUGGGAGUGGUAGCGUGAAGUCUCUUCGGUUAACCUCCUCUGAUUUCCCUCUCCUCUGUCUCUGUGUCUCUUUGUUUUGCCCCAUGCAGUUAGUGACAGUUCGUCCUUUCCCAGUGCUAAACUAGAAGAAUGGAGCGUUAUAAACAGGACUAAUUUUCCGCAGUCAGCAAGUUCUCCACUAGUCAAUGGCCUGCAGCAUAAACCACCGCAUUCUAUAGAACCUGAAGUAAAAUACACACAGGUAAAAGGAUACAUCUCCUUUUCUAUAGAAUUCCGUCCUCAUCCAUCUUUAGCCUAAUUUGUGUUAAUCACAAGGUCAAGUACAAUAUGAUGACCUUCAAGUGUAGUGUCUCACACUUAUUGUGUAAUCAAUAUACGAGCUGAGUAUGCUUUCUUGGUGCUUUCAAUCAUAUUGACACGCUACCUCCUCUGGGUGUAUGCCUCUAGACAAGGCACCGACCACACCGCAGUGUAUGGGCCUAUAGGCUACUGUGGGUUGUUCUAUUCGGCUCCAUGGCAUACUGUGCUCUUACAUUGUUAUUACGUAUUGUAGUUUUGUGUCCAUCACUGGCAUAUGAUUGAUUCAGUUCUGUGACAAAUUAGCCAUGAACCUGGAACCUCAGAACCCAUCAAUUUCCUUGCAGGUGAUAGCAUGUUGACAACUUGACAUAUAUGAUGUACUGAGAAGCUCAACGGCGGUCAUUAGCAUAGCACGCCAAAUGUACAUUUGAAUAGACCGGCUUUUCCCUUUCGAAAACAGAUUGCAGUCAGAGUGCAGUAUAACUGCAGUAUGCCGCAAAUACUGCGUCCAAACUAACACCGUUUUUUUUGCUGCAGUAUUUUUCAGUGUAACUGUAGUUAGAGUGCAGUAUAACUGCAGUUAUUCUGCAAUUACUGCGUCCAAAAUACCACAGUCGACUGCAGUUACUGCACUUUUAGCUGUUUCAACUGCAAUCUUUUUUUGUAAGGGUUGUACAAGUUCCGUUUGAAUAAUACUCUAAAUAUAGCGAUAUUCUAUAGCCAAACGUUGUAUCGGGGGUAACAUAUUUAAUUUGUAAUUUUUUCAGCAAAAGCUCUUGGUAUUUUGUACUUUGCAGCCACUUUCCUUUAUCUUAUAAGGUUUAGGGAUAUGAAAGAAUAAGAAAGAAACUAAACUUCUCAAGUCAUCUUCUAUUAUACCAGGAAACUUGACCAGAGGCAUCAGGUCGUCCUGCUGACGUCGAUUUACAUAAUUGGACACGUUUCUACAGUUUUUUUUUUUGUUGCAAGAGAAAAUCCAUUGGCACAAAACAGACCGAUUGACCGACUAAGAUAAUCAUAACAGUUAUUGGAUAAAUAUUAUUUAAAUGUUUUUAUUUUUGUGUGUUAUGGUUGUAUAUUUUAUGCUGAUCAUCAGGAUUGCCUAAUUUCAUUGCAUUUCCAUAUUGUCUUAACCAACGUGUUAAAAUAACUAAUAUUAGGCCUAAUGUAAAUGAAUAACAAGACUGAAGUUUAAAUAAUUAAAACGUAAUUACACAUGUAUAUAUUUUGGCCAGUAGACUAGGCUACAUUUAUGUUAACAAUUAACCCCCAAUAAUGAUUUACACGCUGAUCUAAUAGAAGCUGAAAGGUAUUGCUGAAAUUGUGGUAAAUUCCAUCGAAGCUUAUCCCACUAAUAGGCCUAGUCGAAUAACAGAUUAUAUUUUAGUGUAUAUAGACGUUUUUUUAAUUCCAAAAGUUUCACGAAGAACAUGUCACUAAACUCGGUGUUGUGUUAGAAAAUAUGGUGCAUUUUAUGUUGCAUAAUAUAUCGACUGCAAGGGUGCAAACAACGUGUGAGGUGGAGGCACGAGGUAGUUGACACAGUGUGAGCGCGAGCGUGCAUGAAUGAUAUAGUGUGUGUGAGAGAGGAAGUGAGAGGGGGAGGCAUGCAUAGUUGGUAUGAUAUAUCGUCGGAGGCACGCGAGAUAAUGCCAAAACGAAUUCUGGGGUCUUGACGCCCAUAACGCCUGGUGGAAAAAGGCGCACGGGACCUUUUCAAAUUGUAUAAUGUGAAGUGAAUUGAUCGAUAUUCAAGUAUGGUGUUAUCAAAUUUCUGUGAUUGUUUGCUGUUUAUACACGCAGCAUUGAAACCACCCUUGAGACAAAAAGACUGGCGUAUUAUGACCAGUUGCAUGAUGAUACAUGGGAAAUCGAUUUAUUCAAUAGACUACUGUUUGAUGCAUCAAUGGGGACAAAUAAUGCAGAAAAACACAUGCGGUGGUGAUAUAACUCGUUCGGAUAAAAAAAACUAAAUCAAAAUGCAGGCCUAAUGCAUUUUGCAGAUAGCCUAUACAUGGCAUAAUCAGUCAUAGGUCAAGUUAUUUUUUAUAUUUUUACUUUAUUUUAUUCCAAGGUUUCAAUAAGCAAAUUAUUUAGUUUUGAGAUUUUGUAUGUCAAAGUCUAAUUUACAUUUUAGUCAUUUAGCAGACGCUCUUAUCCAGAGCGAUUUACAGUUAGUGAGUGCAUACAUUCUUUUUCAUACUGCUAAAUUCCCCGUGGGAAUCGAACCCACAACCCUGGCGUUGCAAGCGCCAUGCUCUACCAACUGAGCUACACGGGACCUAAUCUAAUGUCAUCAUCACAAUAUAAAACAUACUUAUAAUCCGAUCAAUUUUCAACUAUUUGGAUUGUAAUUUGUACGGUUUUAAUGGGUUCAAACGCCCCAUUUUCAAAGUAUGGCUUUCUCUGCGUGCCACAGGCUGCUAUAGGCCUAUAGUGGCCAACGGGACUUCAUUUGUUGAUGAUAAACUAGGCCUACUGAUGUACUGAAUCCUUUCCAAAUGGGGCAUAUAGACCCAUAUUUCAAAACACUAUACACACACUGCAGUCUGCACGCACUUUCAAAACACAUAACAACACGGCCGCCCUCUCCCCAUUCACAUCCACAGUCCUUCCUUAUAAUAAAAGUAGACUUGUGGCGACUGAAGUAAGAAGGAGUGGGCAUUUUCAAAAAGCUGAAGGUCAAUUGCCAUAUAAUUCAUUAUGUCCAAAUUCAAUUUUAGCAAAAAAUAAUGUUUUUUUCGUUCAAGUGUCAACAGCGAACAGCGCAGUAUAAGCUAUGCAGCUGCAAUGGCACAGCUAUUUACUGAUGUGAAACAUGAAAAAUAAAUAACUCCUUCCCAAUGGCAGGUCAAUAAAGCAUGUAUAGAUUAACCCACACGCAAGCAUUUGAAAAUAAAAAAUAAAAUGUAAUGAAUUCAAGAUGUAGCUUAUAUCUGGCUUAUAGCUACAGUACACGCAGUGCUUGAAGUUCUCUUAACCGUAGGCCUACAUGAGUUGUCCCAGUCAUGCGCCGCAGGGUGUAUCAUGUCACUCUUUGGAAGAAUAAUUGGAUCAUUACAUUUCCAUUUAAGGUAAUGACACGCAUAUCCAUAAACAGCGCCGGCGGCUCGGAUGUAAUCUUUAAAUGCCUUUCUUACGUGCAGGUACUCUAGAGUCGAUAGGAUCACUUUUAUCAGACAUAAUAGCAACAUAACGAAGACCAGUAGGUUUCACGCUAAUGACAAAUCACUGGUUUUGACUGACAUUUGGAUACGACGGAAUUUUUCCUAUAAUUAUGAUUUGUUAGCCUAUUAGGCUACACCAUUUGAUGCAUUUCAAUAUAGUCUACUGUCGUCUAAAUACCUCGAGAGUGGAUUCUAAUAAAUAUGAUAAAAUAUGUAUUAUUACAGGCUGCCUUGUACAGCAUAUGUUUUCUUAUUUUAUAUGAUCCUUAUGUGUAGGCCUAUUCAGUAGCCGCCUGUUCCAAUUCAAAUUGCUUUUAUCCGUCGAUAUAGGCUAUUUGUGAUUAUUCUCAGAUCAGCCGUCUUGUAUAACAUAAAAGCAUGAAAACGAUAACCAACAAGAAAGCGAAUUAUGUAACGAAAUAAAAAACUAGAAUUAAAUUGGUAAGCUUGCCUUUUCCAUUUGACAGAAUUUACUGAAGAGUGCUAGCCAUUAAAAUAACUAUUGCGCGCCACAAGCAAGCCAAGGGCUAUGUAUUUUUCUAAGCAUGACUUCACAUUGAAUAUUGAGGAAUAAAGGAGGGAAACAAACAAAAGUAAGUCUAUACGAAAAGCAAUUUGUGUAGAAUAUCAGAAUUCGAAUAAACUGAAUGUAUUCGUGUGACGUGUGUAUUUAUUGAUUUAUCAUUAUCCAAUACCGGAAAAACAAUUGUACCAAGUUAAAAUAUGUGCAAUAUGGGCUAGGUAGGCUAGGCUACUUCAUGAACUAUGUUAUUAGUUUUUAAAUAAUUUCAAUAUCUUGAAAAAACAUAAAUUAAAAGCUGUGUAGGCCUAUGGAAAAUAUUCAGUAGGAGAACAUUAGAUACAUUAACCGUAAACUAAAAUGGCAUAAUGUAAGUAGGCCAACGGCAUUUUGCUUCCUGAAAUACAAAACAUCACUUAAAUUAUAGGCCUAGGCUCCAUAAAAACUAAAAGCCUUUAGAAUCUGAGUAAUGCACGUGCAUCUUCAUGACUGUAAAUGUCCGUCGAAAUAAAAAAAUAAUACAGGCAUUGGGUCUUAUGUCGAGGAAUUCCUGGACAAAUACUAUACAGCAACGACAAUGAUCUCCUCUCUCCCGCAGAAACCAUUCUGAUUCCCAGAAGUCAUAGAAUAUAAAAAAAAAAGCCCUUUUUUUAAAAAAAAAAAAAAAAGGGGGAAAUUUUUAUUUUUAAAAAAAAAAUUGGGAAAAAAAAAAAAAAACCCCCCCCAAAAAAUUUUUUUUUAAAAAAAAAAAAAAAAAUUUUCCCCCAAAAAAAAAUUUAAAAAAAUUUUUAAAAAAAUUUUAAAAAAAAAAAUGGGUUUUUUUUUUUUUUAAAAUUUUUUUUAAAAAAAAUAAAAAGGGGGGAAAAACCCCCCCAAAAAAAAAAAAAGGGGGGGAAAAAAAAAAAAAUUUUUUGGAAUUUUUUUUUUGAAAAAAAAUUUUUUAAAAAAAAGGGGGGGAAAAAAAAAAAAUUAAAAAAAAAAAAACCCCCAAAAGGGGGGGGAAUUUAAAAAUUUUUUGGGGAAAAAAAAAAAUUUUUUUUAAAAAAAAAAUUUAAAAAUUUUUAAACCAAAAAAAAAAGGGGGGGGGAAAAAAGGGCUUAAAAAAAAAUUUAAAAAAAAAAAAAGGUUUUUUUUUAAAAAAAUUUAAAAAAUUUUAACCAAGGAAAAAACCCCCCCAAAAAAAAUUUUUUCCCUUUUUAAAAAAAAAAAAAAAAAAAAAAGGGGGGGGUUUAAAAAAUUUUUUAAAAAAAAUUUUUUUUCCCCCCUUUUUUUUAAACCCCCUUUUUUUUUUAAAAAAUUUUCCCCAAAAAAAAACCCCCCGGGGAAAAAAAAACCCCCUUUUUUUUUUCCCCCCCCCUUUUUAGGGGGGGCCCCCCCCUUUUUUUUUAAUUUUAAAAAAACCCCCAAAAGGGGUUUUUUUUGGGGAAAAAAAAGGGGAAAAAAAGGGGCCCCAAAAACCCCCCCAAAAAAAAAAGGGGGGGGAAAAAAAAAAAAAUUUUAAAAAAAACCCCCCCAAAAAAUUUUUUAAAAAAAAAUUUACCCCAAAAAAAAAAUUUUUUUUUAAAAAAAAUUCCUUCCAAAAAAAAAUUUAAAAUUUCCCCUUUUUUUCCCCCAAUUUUUUUUUCCCCCCCCCCCCCUCCCCUUUUUUUUUUUUUUUCCCCCCAAAAAAUUUUUGGUUUCCCCCAACCCCCCUUUAAAGGGUUUUUUAAAAAAAAAAAAAAAUUUUUUUAAAAAAAAAAAAAGAAAAAAAAAAGGGGGCGGGGGGGGGGAAAAAGAAAGGGGGGGGGGUUUAAAAAAUUUAAAAAAAAAAAAAAAAAGGGGGAAAAAAAAAAAAAGGGGGGAAAAAAAAAAAAAAGGGGGGGAAAAGGGGGGGGGGGGAAAAAAAAAAAAGGGGGGGGGGGGGGGGAAAAAGGGGGGGGGGGGGGGCCAAAAAAGGGGGGGGGGGCCCCCCCAAAAAAAAAACCCCCAAAAAGGGGGGUUUUAAAAAAAAAGGGGGGGGGGGGAAAAAAAAAAAGGGGGGGAAAAAGGGGGGAGAGGGAAAAGGGGGGGGAAAAAAAAAGGGGAAAAAAAAAAAAGGGAAAGGGGGGGAGAAAAAAAAAGGGAAAAAAAAAAAGGGAAAAAAAAAAAACGGGAAAAAAAAAACCAAUUUUGGCCCCCCCCCUUUUUUCCCCCCCCCCUUUUUCCCCAAAAAAAAAAGGGGUUUUAAAAAGGGGGCCCCCAAAAAGGGGGAAAAGGGGGGGGGAAAAAAAAAAAAAAAAAAAGGGGGAAAAAAAGGGAAAAAGGGGGGGAAAAAAAAAAAAAAAAAAAAGAAGGGGGGGGGGGGGUUUUUUUUUUUCCCCCCCCCCCCUCUUUUUUUUUCUCUCCCCCUUUUUUUUUUUUCCCCCCUUUUUUUCUUUUUUCCCCCCCUUUUUCCCCCCCCUACUUAAAACCCCCCCCCCUUUUUUUCCCCCCUUUUUUUUUUUUUCCCCCCCCCCCCCCCUCCCCCCCUUUUCCCCCCCCCAAAAAAAAAAAAAAAAAGGGGGGGGGGGGAAAAAAAAGGGGGGGGGAAACUUUAAAAACCCCGGGGAAAAGGGGGGGGGGGAAAAAGGGAAAAAGGGGAGAGAAAAACGGGGGGGGAAAAAGGGGAGAGGAAAAGGGGGAAAGGGGGGGAAAAAAAAAGAACCAAAAAGGGGGGGGGGAGGGAAAAAAAAAGGGGGGGGGAAAAAAAAAAAAAGGAAAAAAAAGGGGGGAGGGGGAGGGGAAUUUUCCCCCUUUUUUUUUUUUAAAAAAAAAGGGGGGGGUUUUUUUAAAAAAAAAAAAAAAAGGGGGGCCCCCCCCCCCCCAAAAAUUUUUUUUUCCCUUUUUUUUUUUAAAAAACAAAAACCCCUUUUUUUUCCCCCCCUUUCUUAAAAGGGGGGGGGGGGGCCUUUUUUUUCCCAAAUUUUUCCCCCUUUUUUUAAACCCGGCCCCCUUUUUCCCCCCCUUUUUCCCCUUCCCCCCUUUUUUCCCCCCCAAAAAAAAAACCCCAAAAAGGGGGAAAAAAAUUUUUUUAAACCCGGGGGCCCCAAAAGGGGGGGGGUUUUUUUUUAAAAAAAAAAAAAUUUUUUAAUUUUUGGGGGGUUUUUUUUCCCCCCCCCCUUUUUUUCCCAUCCCCUUUUUUUUUAAAAAUUUUUAAAAGGGGGGGGGGAACCAAAGGGGGGGCCCCCCCUUUGGGGGGAAAAAAUUUUUCCCCCCAAAAAAUUUUUUUUAAAAAAAAAAGGGGAAAAAAAAAAAAAAAAAGGGGGAAAAAAAAAAAAAAAUUUUAAAAAAAAAAUUUUCCCCCCCCCCCCCAAAAAAAAAAGGGGGGUUUUUACCAAAAAAAAGGGGGAAAAAGGGGGGAAAAACCCAAAAAAAAAAGGGGGUUUUUUUCCCCCUUUUUUCUUUUUUCUUUUCCCCCUUUUUUUUUUUUUUUUACCCCCCCUCCCUUUUCCCCCCUUUUAAACCCCCCCUUUCCCCCCCUUCCCUGCUUUUCCCCCUCUAACCCCCCCCUUUCUUCCCCCCCCUUUUAAUUUUCUUCCCCUUUUUCCCCCCUUUUUCCCCCCAAAAAACCCCCCCUUUUUUUCCCCCCCCCUUUUUCCCCCCCCUUUUUUAAAACCCCCCCUUUUUUUCCAACCCUUUUUUUUUCCCCCCCCCUUUUUUUUUGGGGGGGGUUUUUUUCCCCCCCUUUCCCCCCCCCUAACUUAAUUAAAUUUUUUCCCCUAAAAAUUUUUUAAAAAAAAAAAAUUUUUUUAAAAAAAAAAAAAAAAAAAAAAAAAAAACCCCCCAAAAAAAAAAAACCCUUUUUUAAAAAAAAAAAAGGGGAAAAAAAAGGGGGGCCCCCAAAAAAAGGGGAAAAAAGGGGAAAAAAAAAAAAAAGGGGAAAAAAAACCCCCCUUUUUUUUAAAUUCCCCCCUUUUUCCCCCUUUUUUGCCCCCUCCCCCCUCCCUUUUUUUUUCCCCUUUUUUCCCCCCCCCCCAAAAAAUUUUUUUUCCCCCCCUUUUUUUAAAAAAACCCCCCUUUUUUUUUUUUCCCCCCAAAAACCCUUUUUUCCCCCCCUUCCUUUUUAAAAAAAACCUCCUUGGGGGAAAAAGGUUCCCCCCCCCCCGGGGGGGGGCCCCCCCCGGGGGAAAUUUUUGGGGGCCCUCCUUUCCCCUUUCCCCUCUCCUUUUUCUUUUUUCUUUCCUUUUUUCCCCCCCCUUUCCCCCCCCCCCUUUUUUUACCCCCCUUUUUUUUUUUAAAGGCCCCCCCCCCCCAAAAUUUUUUUUUUUUUUUUCCCCCCCCCUCCCCCCCCCCUUUUUUUUUUCCCCUAUACCCCCUCCCCCCCCUUUUUUUUCCCCCCCCUUAAAAUUAAAAUCCCGGAAAAAAAAGGGGGGGUUUCUUUUUUCUUUCCCCCCCCUUUUUUAAAAUUUUUUUCCCCCCCCUUUUCCCCCUUUCCCCCUUUUCCCCCCCCUUCCCUUUUCCCCCUCUCCCCCCCUUUCAAAUUUUUUUUUCCCCCCCUUUUUUUUUUCCCCCUUCCCCCCUUUUUCCCCCCCUCUUCCCCUUUUUCUAACCCCCCUUUCUCUUUCUUCCCCUCUUCCCCCCCCCCCCCUCUCUCUCUUUUCCCCCUCUUCCUUUUCCCCCCGGGCCCCCCUUUUUUCCCCCCAACCCUUUUUAAAACCCUUUUUAAAAAUUUUUUUUUUUUUUUCCCCCCCCCUUUUCUUUCCCCCAAACCCGGCCCCCCAAAAAAAAACCGGGGGGGGGUUUUUUUUUUUUUUUCUUCCCCUUCCCUUUUUCUCUCUCUUCUCUUUCCCCCUCUCUCUCCCCCCCUUUUUUUUUUUUUUCCCUUUCCCCUUUUUUUUUUCUACCCCCAAAGGGGGGGCCCCCCCCCCCCAAAAAAAAAACCCCCCCCGGGGGGGCCCCCCCCCCCCAAAAAAACCCUUUUCCCCCCCCCCCCCCCUCUUCUAACCAAACCCCCCUUUUUCCCCGGUUUUCCCCCCCCCCCCUUUAAAAAUUUUUUUUUCCCUUUUUUUCUUUUCCCCCCCCAAAAAAACCCCCCCUUUUCUCCCCCCAAAAUUUUUUCCCCCUUUUUAAAAAAAACCCCUUUUCCCCUUUGCCCUUUUUUUAAAUUUUUCUUCUCUAAUCUUUCUUCCCCCCCUUUUUUUUUUUCCCCAAAUUUUUUUUUCCCCCCCCCCCCCCUUUUUCCCCCCCCCUUUUUUUUUUUUCCCCCCCCCCCCCCCCCUUUUUUUUUUAUCUCCCUUUCCCAAGUUUAAUUUUUUCCCCCCUUUUUCCCCCCGUUUCCCCUUUUCCCCCCCCCUUUUCCCCCUUUUUUUCCCCCCCCUCCCCUUUCCCCCCCCAACCCCCCCCAAACCCUUUUCCCCCUUUUUUUUUUUCCCCCCCCCCCCUUUUAAAAAACCCCCCUUUUUUUUUCCCCCCCCCCCCCGGGCCCCCCGGGGGUUUCCCCCGGGGGGGGGGAACCGGGGGCCCCCCCCCAAAAAGGGGGGAAAAAAAAAAAAAACUUUAAAACCCAAAAAACCACCGGGAAAAAAAAAAGGGGGGGGAAAAAAAAAAGGGGGGGAAAAGGGGGGGGGGGAAAAAAAAAAAAUUUUUGGGCCCCCCAACCCCUCUUUUUUUAAAAAAGGGCCCCCCCCCCCCCCCUUUUUUUUAAAAUUUUUAAAAAAAACCCUGGGGGGUUCCAAACCCUUUUGAAAAUUUUUUUUUCCCCAAACCCCUUUUUUAAAAAUUUUUUUAAACCCCCUUUUUUCCCCCCCCCUUUUUUCUACACUCUCCAAGCACUGACGUUAUGUCCUCUCUACUCCUCACUCUCUCUCUCUCCUCUCUCUCUCUCUCUGACACAGAGUGUCUUGCCCAAGCACAUGUGAACUUUAUGUCGCUCUCUACCUACCUCACCUUGUUUCUCUCCUCCCUAUCUAUUGUCUCACCAUCUCUCUCCCCUCUCUCUCUCCCCUCUCUCUCUCCCUUCUCCCUGACAGAUGCAGAGUGGCUUGCCCACAGUGAACAGUUAUGUCACAGCACCCAAUAUCCCGGCCUACCCCCCUCCCACCCCAGUGUCGCCCUACAUGGGGUACAGCGCCACCACGUCGGCCUAUGUGACCGGUCCCACAUGGCAGCCGCCCAGUGGCAGUGCGCUCUCUCACCACAGCUGUGACAACAUUGCCUCCUCGCUGACCUUCAAAGGUAUGACAGCCCACCACCGUGACAACAUCUAUGCCCACGCCGUCAGCGCCUCAGCACUGUAGAACACAGACAGACGGGCGGACGGACGGAGAGAGAGGGAAGAAGAGGGGGAGCAGGACAGACGGACGGACGGGCAGACUGAGAGAAAAGAGGAGGGAAGAAGGAAGCGAGAGGGAGCAGGACAGACGGACGGACGGGCAGACAGAGAAAGGAGGAGGGAGGAAGGAGGCGAGAGGGUCCUGU